Molecule: messenger RNA, 1197 nt
Organism: Exaiptasia diaphana
Lineage: Eukaryota; Metazoa; Cnidaria; Anthozoa; Actiniaria; Aiptasiidae
Product: histone H3-like centromeric protein cnp1
Exons: 5
Coding region: 110-616 (168 amino acids)
Cellular component (GO): nucleosome
Molecular function (GO): DNA binding; structural constituent of chromatin; protein heterodimerization activity
Source: RefSeq, a predicted model, not a curated record
UUCAGACAAGCGUUGCUUGCCAAUUUUCAGAUUUUCUUUGAACUAAAUUGAAUUUAUUUUAAACACAUUAAUAGUAAAAGACGUAUUAUGCGUCAAAAAAGAGUCCUAAAUGGUACGAGUAUCUACUGGUAAUCCGAGAAAAAAUUCAAGGCCGAAACAGGUGACGACUUCAACUCCUCUACACCGAACGUCUGUAAUCUACCACAAGUCUCCUGCAAAAAAGUCACCUGCAAAAUCGCCUAGACGUACUCCAAGGAAAACUGUUACUCAUGAAAGCUCUACGAGACGGAGAAGUGGUGGUAGUCAUAGAAGAUAUCGACCUGGUACACGAGCAUUACUAGAGAUUAGACAUUAUCAAAAGACAACACAUCUUUUACUUAGAAGAGCACCUUUUAUGAGAGUGGUCAGGGAACUAGCCAACAAAUUUUAUCAAGGUCAUGAGUUAAGAUGGCAAGUCGGUGCUCUUCAAGCUCUACAGGAGUCUGCAGAAGCUUUUUUAGUAAGAUUAUUUGAAGAUGCAAAUCUUUGUGCUAUACAUGCAAAGAGAGUGACCAUUAUGCCAAAAGAUAUUCAGCUGGCUAGACGUAUCCGAGGACGGCAAGAUGGUCUUGGUUAAGGAGGAUAGUGCUUUUAUCAAUGUCAAAACAUUUGUACAACUAGUAAAAGAGCUUUUCUGAAAAAUUCAAACAGACAUUUUUGAUUUUUUAAAGGAAAAACAAAGAUGAUAUUUUCUCCUUUUUUUAAAAUUCAAAGACAUAUUUUUGAUAUUUUAAAUAAAAACAGCAAUGAUAUUUUUUCUACUUUUUCAAUUUGAAUGUACAAUGAAAAACAAAGUAAUUUUAAAAUAUUUUGCUGACUAUACCCAAAACUAUGUAAAAUAUUGUGUAUUUGCAUCACAUUUUUAUGCCAUUUUGAUUCUUAGUCCUCUCUGUAAUAAUUGUAAAUGGGAAAUGCUUUAGGCUUCAUUUAAGCUUUCCUAUAAACAAACCAUACCAAAAGCUAGUUUAAGAUAGCUCCAAAUAGUGUUGAGGCAUUCUGGGAUGACUGCAAUAGAUGAUUGUAACACAUUGUAAGAUGUUCCUUGGUACACCAUGGUUAAAAAACACAGAAGUGGUCUAAUAGCACUCAAACCUGUAUGGAUCCAUCUUAAGCUCCAAAUUUUAUUAAUAUUAUUGUGAAAUAAAGAUUUUACAUGAA